Messenger RNA from Sphaeroforma arctica JP610, 795 nucleotides. RefSeq lists its product as hypothetical. The transcript is spliced from 5 exons. The record is from RefSeq and is a predicted model, not a curated record. The coding region runs from base 1 to 795 and encodes 264 amino acids. Lineage: Eukaryota; Ichthyosporea; Ichthyophonida.
AUGCUUAUCACGUCUCAGCACAGGCUACUCAGGGAGCUGUGGGCAGGAACACACUCUGAUCCCUUGGGGCUGGGCGUGGGUGCACAGGCUGCCCUGGGAGAUACCGGCAGCAACUUAGACGGGUCUGGCCCCAUGGGGUUGGGUGUGGGGCUGAACACAUGCGUGGGUGUGGGGGUGGCGUCUGGGGGUGGUCUGGGAAGCGAGGUGGGCGUAUCGUCAAUGUCUCUGUCUGCAAAGAACAAUGUGGCGUACAUGAUGGAUGCGAGUCAGGCGACGGCCGAUGGUGUGGAGGAUGGCCACUCGAGGGCAGAUAGGUGGGGCACUUGUGUAGUUAGGCACUUAAAGUCUGUCGAGUCGGUGCAAUCGCAUGCUGCAAGCGUCAACAGUGUGGAGAUGAGUCGCAACACCCUGAAUGGGCUGGGAGACGAUAAACGAAGUGAGCAGGCCAAUGCUACUAGACCACUUACUGUUACAGAUAAAGUUAGUACUGGUGCUAAAAACGUAGAAGAUCGCAGGUCGUCUAGUGCGGCGGUGGGUAGAGAUGGGGUUGGUAGUGGGCGGCCGUUGUUAGAAGAUUCGUCAGCCGAUCGCAAACGCGCCAGAACAGCAGAUAAGGACGGCUCAGAGAGGGUGCGUGUUUCCAGAUACGCUAGCUUCAGCACUGGCAGAAACACGAAUCGGUUUGAAAUGGACGCCACUACGAAUGGCCCAGUCACGGGCAACGGUAAGGACACGGGUCUAUAUUGCCCUGGUGUUGUAUGUGUAAGGGAACGGGUUAAUAAUGCCCUGGUGUAG